Micropterus salmoides (largemouth bass) is the source of this 1891-nucleotide messenger RNA. RefSeq lists its product as uncharacterized. The coding region runs from base 48 to 1127 and encodes 359 amino acids. The record is from RefSeq and is a predicted model, not a curated record. Lineage: Eukaryota; Metazoa; Chordata; Actinopteri; Centrarchiformes; Centrarchidae. Gene Ontology annotation, biological process: cell surface receptor signaling pathway. The transcript has 9 exons. Gene Ontology annotation, molecular function: transmembrane signaling receptor activity.
GCGUCACUCUGCUGUUCAGACUGACUGACAGUCGACAUCCAGACAACAUGAAGGCUUCAUCUGUGUCUCUGCUGCUCGGUGUGUCUGUGCUGCUGCUGUCUGGACUGACUGAUUCUGCAGAUUCUCAGGUUACUCUGGAGAUUCCUGCACUUCCUGUGGUGGCAGGAAGUGAUGUCACUCUGCGCUGUAGAACCAAAGAUCAGGUCACACUUGAAGCCUUUUUCAUCAGGAAUGGUUCUAAACUUGGAUCUGGACCUGAAGGACAGUUUACCAUCAGGAACAUCAGUCAGUCUGAUGAAGGUCUCUACUGGUGUUAUUUUGAUCAGACUGCUGAAUCUCCUCGGAGAUGGCUGAGUGUCAGAGAUUCUCAGGUUAUUCUGGAGAUUCCUGCCCGUCCUGUGGUGGCAGGAAGUGAUGUCACUCUGCGCUGCAGAACCAAAGAUCAGGUCGCACUCGAAGCCUUUUUCAUCAGGGAUGGUUCUAAACUUGGAUCUGAUCUUGAAGGACAGUUUACCAUCAGGAACAUCAAUCAGUCUGUUGAAGGUCUCUACUGGUGUUAUUUUGAUCAGACUGAAGAAUCUCCUCGGAGAUGGCUGAGUGUCACAGGUCCUACUGCCCCUUCAACUUCUACUUGUACAUCCGCUCCUCCUUUUCCUUCUUCUUCUUCUUCUUCCUCCUCCUCCUCUCCUUUCUCCUCCCCAGCUUCCCCCCCUCUUUCCCCUCCACUUGGUGCAGCUGUGGGUUCUCUGGUUCUUCUGGUACUGGUUCUGGUCCUGGUCGGAGUUCUGUUGCUCCGCAGGAAUCAAACAGAUGCUGUCAGAUCUGCUCAAAGGAAACACACUGCAGGUCUGGCUGUGCUGACUGCUGCAGGUGCGGCUGUGUUGCUGAGUGGACUGCUUGUUUCUGCAGACUCCUCUCUGUCUGUGCUCAGACUCUGCUGCCAUCUAGUGGUCUUCUGUCCAUACUGCGUCUCUACUGGUCUGAUGCUGUCCAUCUGCUGCAGCAGGAAGACAGGAAACAAACCAGCCGUCUCCAUGGAGAUGACCCAGCGGGUUGGAGGAAGUGACGAAUUGGAUGGCAAGUGUGAUGACAUCACUGCUGAUGUCAUCACUGAGCACGCCUUCUGAGCUGUGAACAGAGUGACAGCAGCUGUCUUUAACAAUAACAUGAUGGAUCUGAAGUCAGCUCCUGGAUCAGUUUGAAUAUAUGAAAAUACUGAUAAUCAUCAUCAUGUGUUUUCUUAAAUUUUCAGUGGUCAGAAAUAUAGUGUAGAGUUAUAAAUAAACACAUAAAGUGCUAGCUUCCGUAGAUUAGCAGACUCUGUAUAACCAGUGAAUAAGUGUGUUGCUUAGUUUCUGACCGUCUACAGAUGGUGACAAAUGACAAGAGGAAGCAGCAGGAAGUGUCUUCUGAACAGCUUCAUGGCUUUUUAGACCCAGAAAUUCUGUUUGGUUUCUUUAUUCUCUUCUCUUCUAUCUCAAAGUGUUUCUGGACGUAGGCUUUGUAUGUUUUUAAGCUUUGCUAAAUAAAACUAGGUAGAUAAUUUUAAUCUAUUGAAAGGUCGAUGAUUCUCUGACCCCGAUCCUUUUAUCCCCUUAUCCAGCUUUUCCUAAACAACAUUUCAGUAACGCUUCUAAACAAUUCUCUAAAAUGUUGCCAAUCUUUGUUCCUCUAGAGAGGGAGAAGCAGCGCAGGUGUUAGCAGGGGCGGAUUGGCUAUUGGGAGUUGUGGGAACAAUCCUGAACAGCUGAUCUAUUUUAGGCCGAACCAGCCGGUUUUCAAGAGUUUUUAUUUUUCAGUUUCUUAUGUUCAACUUUAAAAUGAUUUGCGACCGCGUUGGCCGGUCAGCUGCAGUGUACACGGUCUGUGUCUUUUAGACUGGGCCAAACCU